AUGGCCACUCAAACACAGAGAUAUUCCCUUCCAAACGAAUAUGACAAAGGUGCGCAACAGCUGCUAGGAAAGAUUCUAGCAGAAGGAUUGUCCCAGAGAGAAUUGAACGCAGCUUAUGAUGACGUCAGUAGAGACUAUGACCAGGUUGUAUUGGACAACGGGUACAAAGCCCCCAAAAGUUGUACAGACGCCGUAACAAAACUAUACCCGGAAGCUGAACGGGCCCAAAAAACCAUCUUAGACAUUGGUGCCGGAACGGGACUACUGGCUGAUGAGAUGCAAAAGAAGGGGUUUAAAAUCUUCGAUGCCCUAGAUCCAUCACAGGGCAUGCUUGACAUUGCUAAAGAGAAAGGCGUCUAUAGAAACUACAUCUGCGAAGCAGUUGGCAAGGAACCUCUCAACAUUCCCUCAAAUUCUUAUGAUAUUGUUACUGUCGUCGGAAGCCACAUAGCAAACCACAUCGAAAGCGAGGCUCUGAUUGAGAUUAUUCGAUUGGUCAAACCAGGUGGUAUCGUGUGUAUAGUUGCUCGAAUGGAAAGUUUAUCAAAUCUUGAUAAAUACAAAGACUCAUUUUUUCCACUGUGCCAAAAACUUGAAGAGGAGCAAAAAUGGCGGAAAAUCGACUGCUCAUCUUGUCCAUAUUGGAGCAAGAUUGAAGGCGUUCAAAUUGUCUAUAGAGUUUGUUGAUAUAUGUUGAUUAGACUUUCAGUUAGAUCUGUGUUGAUGUAUAUUUGUAUAACAUGAACGGUAUACACUUACUUAUUUCGAAUGUUAUU
Messenger RNA from Saccostrea echinata, 776 nucleotides. RefSeq names its product methyltransferase-like protein 27. Gene Ontology annotation, molecular function: S-adenosylmethionine-dependent methyltransferase activity. NCBI's taxonomy places the organism in Eukaryota, Metazoa, Mollusca, Bivalvia, Ostreida, Ostreidae. The record is from RefSeq and is a predicted model, not a curated record. Bases 1 to 687 code for a protein of 228 amino acids. The transcript is spliced from 5 exons.